AUGUCAUUCAAUAUGGAGGGCGAAUCACCCCGAGGCGGUGCAGUGCGCGAACAGGGCCCCCCAGCCAUCCACCCGUCCUUUAUACAGGUGGCCAAUCCAUACAUAUUUGAGCAAACAGUCGAAAAUUGCAUCGAAUCGAUGGGAAUCAAGCCCACUCGUGAAACUUUAUCGCGCCUCCAGGGUGUGGCAUGGCUUGACGAGGUUCGAAGAGCACUGAACUUGUUCCGGUUGGUGCAUCCGGACAACGAGUACAACUUCACAGAUGCUGCGGCUGCUGCUCUAUUCACAGCGUGCAAAAUUGAAGAUACGCUCAAGAAGUCGCGUGACAUUGUGUGCGCCGCAUAUAACCUGAAAGUGUCACCCUCAGAGCAAUUAUCAGCAGAUGACCCUAUGUUUGAAGCAAACGCACGGGGAAUCAUUGGGCUUGAAAGACUCAUGCUAGAAGCCUCUGGUUUUGACUUCCGCACUCGACACCCUCAAAAGACACUCAUGAAGCUGAGCCGACAUUACGGUCUAGCUCGUGAGUCGGAAGUGGCUAACCUUGCCUACCGACUAUCGACGGAUCUCUAUCGCACAUUCGCCCCCAUCAAACAGGGCUCGUCAGCAAUGGCUUUCGGCUGUCUCGAGCUUGCAGGGCGACUACUAGACCAGCGAGCGCCUCAAAUCGAGUCCGGACAGGACUAUUCCCAAUGGAACACAAACCGCGCAGAAGUGAUGGAAACCCUGUUUGACCUACUAGAGCUCUACACACACCAUCGCUCACAUACAACCGUCGGAUCCGAGUUCCCUGCAGACAGAUUCCUGACUGUCCGCAUCCCCCUGAAUCAAGAAGCCAGUGAACAGCGUAUCCCGCGAUACGAUGUUUGGGUUGAUCAGCCACAAAAGCCAUCUAACGGCUCCUCAGGAGCACCCAAGGACUUCCCUCGAGUUGCACACCCAUUGACGCCAAUUGCGGCGAAUGGGGAGAGUCAGAAGACUAGUGAAAGGGGUCGUGAUGCAGCAGUGCGGUUCAUGCUUGAUCCCGCUUGUGCGGACGAAGAAAAACGAGAAGUUGCGCGCUACUUCAACGUCGAAAUGGAAGAAUACGAAGUGGAGCAGUGA
This is a messenger RNA of Penicillium olsonii, 1101 nucleotides long. Lineage: Eukaryota; Fungi; Ascomycota; Eurotiomycetes; Eurotiales; Aspergillaceae. The record is from the annotation of a GenBank genome assembly.